This is a messenger RNA of Clupea harengus (Atlantic herring), 3855 nucleotides long. RefSeq names its product solute carrier family 44 member 5b (gene slc44a5b). Gene Ontology annotation, biological process: transmembrane transport. Gene Ontology annotation, molecular function: transmembrane transporter activity. NCBI's taxonomy places the organism in Eukaryota, Metazoa, Chordata, Actinopteri, Clupeiformes, Clupeidae. Gene Ontology annotation, cellular component: membrane. The record is from RefSeq and is a predicted model, not a curated record.
GAUGACGCUGUCCCGUGCUGUAAACACGGCUGACGUUGAGCUGCGUGGCCCAGACUGCUCUAAUCAAGGACUCGCAUUAUAUUCGUGGACGGGGCUAGCGAGGCGCUAUUCACAUCCUGAACCUCAUAUGCAAUCACAAAAACAAAGACACGCGAGAAAUCUGCCGUCUGCCGUGCAAUGGCCAGGAAAACGGAGAUCCCUUCUUCAUAUUAUGGUGAGCCCCAGAAGUUUGACCCGACAUUCAGAGGACCUAUUCACAACAGGAGCUGCACAGACGUCCUAUGCUGUGUGAUCUUCAUCAUCGUCAUCCUCGGCUACAUUGCACUGGGAACCGUGGCCUGGAUACAUGGAGACCCCAGGAAGGUGGUGUAUCCCACAGACAGCCACGGACAGUUCUGUGGCCAACAGGGCACUCCCAAUGCAAACAAAGCCAUAUUAUUUUACUUCAACAUUUUACAGUGUGCCAAUCCUGCAGUUUUGAUAAACCUGCAGUGUCCCACAACUCAGCUGUGCGUCCCCAAGUGCCCAGACAGAUUUGCCACAUACCUUGACAUGCAAUACAACUACAGAUACAACAAGAGCCACUGGGAGUACUAUCGGCAGUUUUGCAAGCCAGGCUUUGACAAUCCGCGAAAGUCUGUUGCGCAAGUCUUACGAGAUGAGGACUGCCCGUCCAUGAUUGUUCCCAGCAGGCCUUUCCUACAGAGAUGCUUCCCUGACUUCAUCACCAGAAAUGGCACCUUAACCGUCGCCAACAAAACCGAUUUCAAAGACGGCUUAGGUAAAACAAGGAGCGUGACUGAUCUUAGAGACGCCGCAAACCGAGUAACAGCCAUACAGCAAGGAACAGAAAGCGGCAUCACUGCCCUGUUGGAUGCCAAGGAGGUGGGCAUCAAGAUCUUCGAGGACUACGCCAGCUCCUGGUACUGGAUUCUCAUCGGUCUGGUCAUAACCAUGGUGGUGAGCCUGCUGUUCAUCCUGCUGCUGCGCUUCACGGCUGGGGUGCUCCUGUGGGUCGUCAUCUUCGGGGUCAUCGCCGCCGUGGGUUAUGGAAUCUGGCACUGUUAUUGGGAGUUCAGCUUGCUCCAGGGGAAGCCAGAUGCUGAUGUCACCAUCUCAGACAUUGGCUUCCAGACAGACUUCAGAGUGUAUCUGCAGCUGAGCCAGACCUGGCUAAUCUUCAUGAUCUCCCUGGCUGUGAUUGAGGCAAUCGUCAUAUUAAUGCUUAUAUUCCUGAGGAGGAGAGUGCGUAUUGCGAUCGCCCUUCUGAAAGAGGGGAGCAAGGCCAUUGGAUACAUCAUGACGGCCCUUUUCUACCCUAUCAUCACCUUCUUCCUCUUGGCUGUCUGCAUUGCCUACUGGGCUGUAACAGCCGUCUUCUUGGCCUCGUCGGGAGACGCUGUGUACAAGGUCAUGUCCACACAGCCCAAGUGCCAGUAUGCUAAUCUCACCUGUGACCCAGAGACCUUCAACAAGACCAACGUGACUAAGGUGUGCCCGGGAGCCCAGUGCACGUUCGCCUUCUACGGCGGGGAGAGCGUGUACCACCGCUACAUCUUCAUCCUGCAGCUCUGCAACCUGCUGAUCUUCCUGUGGCUGGUCAACUUCACCAUCGCCCUGGGCCAGUGCACCCUGGCCGGGGCCUUCGCCUCCUACUACUGGGCCCUCAAGAAGCCAGGGGACAUCCCAGCAUGCCCGCUGUUCGCCUCCUUCGGCAGGGCUAUAAGGUAUCACACAGGCUCCCUGGCGUUUGGCGCCCUCAUCCUCUCCAUCGUCCAGUUCUUCCGCAUCAUCCUGGAAUACCUGGAUCACAAACUCAAAGGUGCUCAGAAUGCCUUUGCUCGCUUCCUGCUUUGCUGUCUCAAGUGCUGUUUCUGGUGCCUGGAGCACUUCAUUAAGUUCAUGAACAGAAACGCAUACAUCAUGAUUGCAAUAUAUGGUAAAAACUUCUGCACCUCGGCGAAGGACGCCUUCUUCCUCCUGAUGAGGAACGUGGUGAGAGUGGCGGUGUUGGAUAAGGUGACAGACUUCCUACUGUUCCUUGGGAAAUUACUCAUUUCAGGGAGUGUGGGUGUAUUGGCUUUCUUUUUCUUCACUCGCAAGAUUCCAGUCAUCCAGGAAGAAGUGCCAUCAUUGAAUUAUUAUUGGGUACCUCUGCUGACUGUGAUAUUUGGAUCCUACCUGGUGGCGCAUGGCUUCUUUAACGUCUACGCCAUGUGUGUGGAUACUCUCUUCCUCUGUUUCUUGGUCGACCUGGAGAGGAACAACGGUUCCGCGGCUAGACCGUACUACAUGAGCAGCGAGCUGAGGAGCAUCCUCAACAAGAAGAACGUCAAGAGUCGGCCUGGCAAGAAGAAAUGAUGCCGUCCAUCUGGGGAAGAAGAGUACAGAAGGCCCUGAAACCUCAACCACAGAUCUGUGGCACGGCACUGCCACACACAGGAGCUGAGCUUCACUGGGACGUGUUUUUGCAAACACAUAGACGUCGUGUACGGUGAGGAAAUGAAGGAAGAGGACACCAGAUAGGGUGGGGAGGAGUUUAGAAACUGGUGAUAUUCCAAGGGAAUUCCUCUAAAAACAAACCAGCAACGGAAUAAAAAGUAGCAUCUUCAAAAGGGAACGUACUGAAAGGGAAAACUAUUGACAUCUGUCAAGCACGCAUUUGUAAAUACAUGUGUUUUUUUAAUAUAUAUAUAUAUAAACAUCUGUGGGGUACACGUACACACCACUAAUACCGUUUUUGUAUAAAGUAUUUUUCAGUUAUAAUUUUUCAUGCAGUUCUCUUAAAGUUACAGACUGAGUUUUGCGAUUUUCUCUGGUAUUCCAACAGUGUUGCUCUAUGUGAAUUUUGAGCGUAGUCUAUUUUGUACAAUGCCGUAACUGGUCCACUAGAUGGAGCUGUAGCACAAAUAUACAAAGUAUUGAAUGCAUGACUGACUGAAGGUCUAUGUGUGUGCGUGUGCGUGUGCGUGUGCGUGCGUGUGUAAGUGUGAAAGGGUUUAUGUAUACAUAGAUUCUGAGUAGUGAGCUGAUUGUGCAUUUGUACAAUGUUAAUCAGCCCAAGCACACAAGUGCACACAAGUCUCCCAUCCAGUUUAUUUCACUUACAGUAGGUGGAGUGCUCCUUGUUCUCUCAUAUUGAGAUUAUUACCUUGGGAUAUUGCCUUUGCAAAAUCUCUUCUACUUAUCCCCCCAACCAAUUCGAUAAUUGAAGCCCUGUUAAGUAUAUCUUCGUCAUAAGAGCUGUUACGUAAAUUACUACAUUCUAUUACUUUCUGCCAUGCAGAGAUGGAGACUAGUUAAGCACUCUACCUUUCUUGUGUGCCUCUUAAUCAGUUUCUUAAUCAGUGAGUGUACUAUAGACGGAAUGAACUAGUAAUUGAGCAGGCUUUGGCCCAUUGUGAAGUUGCUUUGCACUGUUUCUUAUAAAGUAUGAAACCAUAAUUGCAUACCUUACGCCACAAAAGAUUUCAGAGUAUUUAUGAUUAUUUCGGCGUGUCAUUUUGCAGUUGAUCAGUUUUGAUGCCCGUGCAAAGCAUGGGUUGGUCCAUCCGUCCAGACAGGGGUCCCACGCGACCCGCUGACACUUCUCACUCACCUGUGUUCCCGCACAUACUGCACAUCCAGUAAGACUGUGGUGAGAGUGUUGGGGGGGGGGGGGUGUCAUGUCUUGCACCUCUUGAGCACGUGUGCCCUACACGUGGAACCGUUUUGUCCAUACCAAGAACUGUGUUUGUGUCAAAGUUUUGGGAACGGGAGGGCUGAUUUCAUUUCUUACAUUUACAUUUGAGCCAAAUAAUGUUUUUUUUUGUUUUGUUGUUGUUAUUUUUCAAAUAAAAGCUGCAUUAUAACAUG